This is a messenger RNA of Psammomys obesus (fat sand rat), 562 nucleotides long. RefSeq names its product RNA polymerase II, I and III subunit F (gene Polr2f). Gene Ontology annotation, cellular component: RNA polymerase III complex; RNA polymerase I complex; RNA polymerase II, core complex. The coding region runs from base 92 to 475 and encodes 127 amino acids. The record is from RefSeq and is a predicted model, not a curated record. The transcript is spliced from 5 exons. NCBI's taxonomy places the organism in Eukaryota, Metazoa, Chordata, Mammalia, Rodentia, Muridae. Gene Ontology annotation, molecular function: DNA-directed RNA polymerase activity; DNA binding. Gene Ontology annotation, biological process: DNA-templated transcription.
AGGCGCAGACCACGCGUGGUGCUGUACGGGGGAAUUGAGGCGCGCGGUUUGCCGCUCUGCUCUCCCGACCCGUCAGCGCGGCGAAGGCAUCAUGUCAGACAACGAGGACAAUUUUGAUGGCGAUGACUUCGAUGACGUGGAGGAGGACGAAGGACUGGAUGACUUGGAAAAUGCGGAGGAGGAGGGUCAAGAGAAUGUCGAGAUUCUCCCAUCUGGUGAGCGACCACAAGCCAACCAGAAGCGCAUCACCACUCCCUACAUGACCAAGUACGAACGAGCCCGAGUGCUGGGCACCCGGGCACUCCAGAUCGCGAUGUGUGCCCCAGUGAUGGUAGAACUGGAGGGGGAGACGGACCCUUUGCUCAUCGCCAUGAAGGAGCUCAAGGCCCGGAAGAUCCCCAUCAUCAUUCGCCGUUACCUGCCAGAUGGAAGCUAUGAAGACUGGGGCGUGGAUGAGCUUAUCAUCACCGACUGAACAGAGCUAGUGGACUGUGUCUGGGCGCCAUUUCUAUGCCUGCUUUAUACAUGUAAAUAAUAAACAUCACCCUUUUCACUCCCUGCA